This is a messenger RNA of Zophobas morio, 789 nucleotides long. It is a transcript of the gene Pfdn4, whose product is annotated as probable prefoldin subunit 4. Gene Ontology annotation, biological process: protein folding. The coding region runs from base 316 to 720 and encodes 134 amino acids. Lineage: Eukaryota; Metazoa; Arthropoda; Insecta; Coleoptera; Tenebrionidae. Gene Ontology annotation, cellular component: prefoldin complex; cytoplasm. The transcript is spliced from 4 exons. The record is from RefSeq and is a predicted model, not a curated record.
ACACCACUUGACAUGUUGCACACUACUCUGUGACCAGCUGUGACACCACCACCCACCACCACCAUCACCACACACAUUGCAGUCAUUGCACUUAUAUGGGUAUAGUGGUAGUUCGAGGUUAGUUUUGUGUCUUUCUCUACAAAUUUUGUUAAAAUAUUAGUAGUUGGAAAACGUAAGAGUCAGUUUUAUUAUUACUUGAUGAUUGUACUCUCUUGAUUUGCAUUGUUUCAAAACUUCCUGCUUCCUGAUUUGUGUAAACUCUGAUAUCAAUAUAUUACCGACUGCACAACUUGUGUUUUCUCCGUUAAAUUAGAAAUGGCAGGAAGCAAAGGCACCUUUCAACCUGAUUCUGAUGUUCAUAUUUCUUAUGAAGAUCAACAAAAAAUCAACAAAUUUGCGCGAUUAAAUGCAAAACUAGAAGAUUUAAAAGAAGAAGUUAAAGUAAAAGAGAAUGAUUUAAAAAGUAUUGAAGAGGCCUGUGAAGAAGUAGUUCUGUUUGAUGAUGAAGAAAAGAUACCCUAUUUAGUUGGUGAAGUGUUCAUACAUCAGGAUGUAGAAACCACACAGCAAUGUUUGGAAGAGGCCAAAAAAAGAAUCGAACAAAACAUGACAGACCUGAAAAAUCAGUGUGAUGAAGUAAAGAACCAAAUGGGAGAUCUAAAAUCGUACCUUUAUGGAAAAUUUGGAAGUCACAUAAAUCUCGAAGCUGAUGAUGAAUAACGUGAAGUUUUUUUUCAUUACUGUAACUUUGUUUUAGUUAAUCUCAUGAUUAAAAAGUCACCAAUAUAA